CCCCAUUCCGCAAGCGAAACAAAAUAACGCUGCCAGUGAAAAUCCCAAGUAGUGUCCCUUAGUGUGGCGAAAAAGGGGUGCAGUUUGGCACCGUCAGUUUUACUGUGCAAAGUGUGUCCUGUCCGGACGAAUUGAGGAUUCCGUCAGAAGCAGCGAGAAUGUGUUAACCAUUGACGUGUUCGCAGUGCGCUAAACUGUUAAAGGACAGUUGGAGAAAAAAAGCAUAAGCCAUGACCACGAAUGGUAGCGAAUGAGUAAAACCAGGUAAGGAUCAACCGUGUAAAAAGAAUCAACUCCCGGCGGCCUCCAAGUUGACAAGCAUCAAAGAGUGCAACCUCCAAGUCCCAGCAUCAAACGAUACACGGAAGACCCGAGCUAACCACCCCGGCCACCACCCACACACCACGGACUCUACGUAGGACACCGGGCCGGCAAAAAAUCGCGUCAAGUUGGAAGGAAAAAUCUUCUCGGCGGUGAACAGCUUUCUCACUGCAUCGACCUUCGUCAAAGACAUCAGACAGCUGAUCAUGACCCGACAGACAAACAACGACCCAACGACCACACCAGGAACGAGCUCUACCAAUCAGACCCCCGCGGAUAGUGUAGAUUACCAGCAGCACAGCCGCCCGGACUCGGUCAGUGGCUCUCGGCAGGACAGCGUCAAUCAGCCGCCCAGCGACACCUCCAGCCUGGACGGGAACGUGUUUGUGGAUGGUGCGAGUGCGCCCUCGCACGGUAGACAGCGCCGCUCGCAGACCACGGACUCCCUCGCGUCUGGCAACACCGUGGAGUGUGCACUGAACAGACGCUUCGUUUCGAAGCACCAGAUGAAGGAGUUCCGGGAAGCGUUCCGGCUGUUCGACAAGGACAACGAUGGGUCGAUCACGAAAGAAGAGCUGGGCACGGUGAUGCGCUCGUUGGGGCAGUUUGCACGCGUCGAGGAGCUGCAGGAGAUGCUGCUCGAGAUCGACGUCGACGGUGACGGUAACGUGAGCUUCGAAGAGUUCGUCGACAUCAUGUCCAAUAUGACGGACACGGUGGCGGAAUCGUCGGCCGACCAGGAGGAACGCGAGCUGCGGGACGCGUUCCGAGUGUUUGACAAGCACAAUCGAGGCUACAUUACGGCUUCGGACCUACGGGCGGUCCUUCAGUGUUUGGGCGAGGAUCUGGACGAAGAAGAAAUCGAGGACAUGAUCAAGGAGGUGGACGUCGACGGGGACGGACGUAUCGAUUUCUACGAGUUCGUACACGCGCUGGGCGAGCCAGAAGAUUCGCAGGAGAACGACGAGGACGAUGAGAUCGUCUCCAUUCGCUCGCCAUCGUUCGAUGUGCAGGCAUAAUGAGAUGGAGUUACCGAAACUUUGGCCAACCAUACGGAGAUGAUUACGGAAUUGACCAAGUGAACGGAAUGGACACACAACUGCGUUCCCGCUUGCAGGACCUAACGAACGCCAGCGUUACAGCGUAACGUAAACCUAAAACUAAUCGAUUUUUCGCUUAUACAUACCCAUUGAUGAAUGUAAAGGGAAUGACCGGAAGACUUUUACGCAUUUGGGGGCUAAUUCUGCGCCAAAACUUUGCGACCGAGCGAUCGACUUGUCGGUUGGCAGUCAGACAUAUGAAUAGCAACUUUUAAAGAUCCUUUUCCACAUAAUCGCUGUUUCGCAAUCAAUCAUAUGAAAAAUCACAAAAAAGAAGCAAUUAUCAAACUACAUCUAACUAGUAUUAGAAUGAUAAAGUAUGAUUAAGUGAAGUUUGAGAGAUUAGUGUUUAUUUUAGUGAGAUGAGUGAUUUAAAAAAUCUUGCCAAUGCCAGAGAUACAUUUUACGAUUAAUACUUUCAAAUCAUCCACCAUAUCACGUACUAUUCGCCCACGGUGCCGGUAUGAAGCAUUUUGAGUGCCACACCGCAUCAAUCCGAUGUUAUUUUUUCAGAUUUUGCAAAACUUAUGUGGGGUUUAAUUGGCAAAACAAUGAGUAAUAUUCAGAACAAAAGAAAUAAUUCGUUUCUGAUCGUUUGCAAGCAGAAAAGUCGAAUUGAGCAACACUUUACGGUGUGGAUAGAAUGAAGCCGAGUGAAACAUUUCCGACGAACAAAGUUUUAAAACAAGCUCAUAAAUAUUACGAGAUUAUAUCCCUACGGCAUAUCAUGCCAGGCUACAGUAAGCAUUCGCGUUCGUUACCAUACUUGCCCAUUGUACAAUUUUUGAAACUAC
Molecule: messenger RNA, 2215 nt
Organism: Anopheles bellator
Lineage: Eukaryota; Metazoa; Arthropoda; Insecta; Diptera; Culicidae
Product: calmodulin
Exons: 4
Coding region: 528-1340 (270 amino acids)
Molecular function (GO): enzyme regulator activity; calcium ion binding
Source: RefSeq, a predicted model, not a curated record